GGAGACACCAGCGCGAGCGGUGGCAGGGGGCGGGUUCACCGCCGUGCCUAUAUGAGCGUGUAGGACUGUGUAUGUUCCGUACGUUGGGUAGGGCGUGCGGGGCGGAUAAGCGACGCAUACCGCGAGGGCGGGGAGGGAUCCUUCUGCAGCCAGUGUGGAGGGGCGUGCGCGGGCGGGUGCGCGCGCUGCGAAGCCCACCCCACCCCAGCGCAGCCCUCCCAUCCCAUCCCUCCCAUCCCAUCCCGCCGCGCGCCGAGGAGGCGCUCCGUGCCGCCGUCGGGGACGCGGAAUCGCCCUUUCCCGUCGCUUCACACGGCGGCGACGCGGCCUACAGCAGCGGUUAACACUGCGUGGAGUCAAAGAACACUGGGCUGGAGUGGAAAAAAGGCCCCAGGAGGAGCGAGACGAUGUGACAUGAACAGGGCUGAAGAAGAAGUGUUUGCGCUGCGUUAGCUUUAGCUAGCAGCUCAGCUCUUAGUCUGUGUCUGUCCAAAUAACACAAAAUGUCGGUCACGACGUUCUCAGUCUUCUUGCAUAUUUUUUUAAAAAUUUUUCUUUAAUUUCAAUUCUUUGUGCUCGUAUUAAACAUGUCGCUGAUACAUUAACAAUAUUGUGGUCAUCAAACUGAAUACCAAUUUCUCCAUGCAUUGAAAGCCAGGUCAUGGAUUUCCCGGGACACUUUGACCAGAUCUUCCAGCAGCUCAACUACCAGCGUCUCCGUGGUCAGCUGUGUGACUGUGUGAUCGUGGUGGGCAGCCGGCACUUCAAAGCCCACCGCGCCGUACUGGCAGCCUGCAGCACCCAUUUCCGUGCCCUCUUCACGGUGGCGGAGAGUGACGGUGGCAUGAACAUGAUCCAGCUGGACAGCGAGGUGGUGACCGCAGAAGCCUUCGCUGCCCUGGUAGACAUGAUGUACACCUCAACGUUAAUGCUGGGGGAGAGCAACGUCAUGGAUGUGCUGCUCGCUGCCUCGCACCUGCACCUAAACUCAGUUGUGAAGGCCUGUAAGCAUUACCUCACCACGCGCACGUUGCCCAUGUCCCCCCCGGGGGAGCAGUCUGUGCACGCUUCUGAUCAGCACCCUGCUGCCACUGCUGCAGGCUCCAGGCUCCAGCGCUCUUUCCUUCUGCAGCAGGUGGGCCUCAGCCUGGUCAGCUCUGCCCUUGGUAAGGCGGAUGGUGGGGCUACUGGGCUAGGAGGUGGUGGGGAGGUGGAGCAAAGGGCCUCCUUCCCCAUCCGACGCUUUCACAAACGUAAGCAGUCCCUGCCUCUUGUGUCCCCUGAGGACCAGCCAAGGCAGCGACCCCGACCGUCUUCCGUUGCCUUGGAAGAGCCUACCCGGGUGAGGGCUGUUGUUGAGGGAAUUGGGGAGGAGAGUGAAUUCUUCUCGCCAGAUUCCCACAGGGUGCCCGACGAGUCGAAACUGGAGACGGAUAUGGCAGUUGAUGAAGAUGAUGAUGGUGGCAGAAGUGGGAUGCCAAGGGAACCGUAUGGGUCGCAGGCAGCACAGGAGGAUGCACAGGUGCCAAGUCAGUCAGACAGUGGUGUUGCCCGUGACCAGGGCCUGCAGGAGAAAGAGGAGUACUCAGACAGCCUGCAACAGUGCGAGGGUCUCCUCAUCAAGGUAAAAGAGGGAGCUGAGGAGGAGGAGCAGCAGCAGCAGCCUCAGCAGAUGCAGGUGGUGGUGAAGAGCGAACCCCUGAGCUCACCAGAGGCCCCUGAUGAGACCAGUGACAUCACCUCUCAGGCAGAGGGCAGCGACCAGGCAGAACCUGUUGCAGACAAGGCCGAGCUCAGUCCGGAGAGCAGCGACCGCAGUUUCUCUGACCCGCAGUCCAGCACAGACCGUAUCCGGGAAAUCCACCGGGUGGAAGCGGGUGUGGCCAGGGGAGCUGAUGCAGGUAAUGGAGAAGCGGUGGGAGGUCUGGCCUCCAGCGAUGACCUGGAUAGUAAGCAAGGGUUUGGCAUGUCUGGCUUUCUCGGUGCAAAGAGGUAUGGGGUGACAGGUUCAAAGCACGGACCUAUUGUUGAUGACAAUUUGCCCAACACAACCACCGGUGAGUGCAUUCUGGAUGGAGAGGCUGCUAGGUACCUGCUGAGCCCCGAGUCAGCCAACGGUUCCUCUUCCUCUCUCCUGCACCCCAGCAUCCACCACUCCCACCAGCACAUCCCAGGAGAACCUCACCCUUUCAGUGACAUGCAGACAGAUUCCUUUUUCCUGAGGCCAGUGCAGGAAGGUUUGAGUUACCCUCGGGUUGGGUCUGAUCAGUUUUCCCUGGACUGCCAGCGGCCCAACAUGAGUCUUCAUUCUCUGUCCCGCUCCUCUAGGGGUGGGACUGGUAGUGCUAACCUGGGUUUCCCAGGCUACCGCCGAAUCGCUCCCAAAAUGCCCUUGAACGGUGGUGCCGGGUCCAUCCGUGCAGACAAUUCUCAACUCCAGGACACAGCAUCCUCAUCGUCCUCUUCCUCCUCCGCGGCCAUCUGCGGCGCACUCCUCAAUGGGCCCGCCUACGAAGGGGUUGGGGUACAGCGAGGGGCCCCCGCUGCUGCGCCCCCUCAGCUGACAAGAGCCUCUGCAGAUGUGCUUUCCAAAUGCAAAAAGGCACUGUCGGAGCACAACGUCCUCGUGGUGGAGGGGGCCCGCAAGUACGCCUGCAAGAUCUGCUGCAAGACGUUUCUGACGCUGACGGACUGCAAGAAGCACAUCCGUGUGCACACGGGCGAGAAGCCCUACGCCUGCCUCAAGUGCGGCAAGCGCUUCAGCCAGUCCAGCCACCUGUACAAGCACUCCAAGACCACCUGCCUGCGCUGGCAGAACAGUAACCUGUCCAACGCUUUGCUCUGAUCAGUCAAAAAAUUCUGGCAGGAUGGGGUUGGCUUGUUUUGGAUAAGUGCUUUCUGUGCUUUUCAACGUCUAACUGUAAAAUACACUAAUGCGGGAACGCGACAUCUUAGUCUAUAUGGUUUGUCGCUAUUUUUAUGUAUCCAGACUUCUUAAAGUGAGUUUGUUGUAAUUGUUUAAUCUCUUACUGAAGGAGCAUUAGUGUAGUUUUCCUGAUGAUCCUAACUUUUAGACAUCUCGCCAGGAAUGGGCAUCAGCACUAUAUCGUGGUCUUUAAGGUGAGGUGUGUUCAUCAUUGCUAUAAGAACAGACCUGCGUGGUUGGUAGGAAAGGGGCAGCUGGCUUUCUGCCCUUCUGUUCUGCUCGUUCUGCUCAUUACAUGUGUUUCUACUUACGAAGGACCCUAAAGUUAAAGGGAAGCUUUGUUCUAUUUGUGACAGUGGUCGUGGGCACACUUAAUAACCUUUAUUUGCACAAAACCCAGGUUUUUUUUUCUUUUGGAAAUAUUAGAGCUUGGAGCGCAGUGUUUUGUUACCGAAGUGGUCCUGAGACUGAUGUGAGGAUCCACAAUAAGCAGGUUUAAGGCCGUCUGUAGGCUGCUCUACAGUGAGAUUGUGGCUUUUUUAAAAAGCAGCAGAAUAGGGAACUGAUUUUAUAGCUGCCCCAUUUUAAAUAUAUUUCACCAAAGAGAACUUUUAUUUGCAUUGAACUUACUGUGGUAGCAAUGGCAUUUAACACUUAAGCUGUUAAAUAUUGUAAAUGUUGGCGAUACCUUAAGAAAGCAUGAUUAAGGCUGAAUGCAUUUCAUUUGUGAACUUCCUUAUGAUUUGUUACUUUUGUUGAGGCUGCUUCUUCAACUGUUUCCCACGUUUUCUCUUCCCUUUUCAUUAACAGCUUGUCAUUUUCAGGUUCGCAGCAGUCUGGAGCCUGUUGCACAAUCACUGGGCACAUGGCUGUUAACGGUACACCCUGGAUGGAAUGCCAGUUCACUGCAGUUUAUCCACCCACACAUAUUCACUCACGAGAACACUAUAUGGGCAAUUAAGCAUUGCCAAUUCACCUGACUGGUGUGUCUUUGUACUCUAGAACAAAAGCUGAGUACUGAGAGGAAACUCAUGUAGACAUGGGGACAAAAUGUAAUCUCCACAAAUACUUUGCUGGAUUUGAACCCAAAAAGCUCGGGCACUGUGAGGUAGUAGCGUCACCAUGAGUUUCUUGUGGGGGGAAAGAGACCUUUUCUAUCUUCUCCAUCAACUGAAAAAUUGCUCAUACUUUUUAUAAAUGGCUGUAGUGCUUGUUUAUACUGUGAUCGUAAAUGGGUACGUAUACUGCAAGUAGCUGUACCUUCACCCAAAACGUACUGGCCGUCUCGGGAUUCCUUUUUUUUUUUUUUU
Scleropages formosus (Asian bonytongue) is the source of this 4236-nucleotide messenger RNA. It is a transcript of the gene zbtb5, whose product is annotated as zinc finger and BTB domain containing 5. Bases 662 to 2845 code for a protein of 727 amino acids. Gene Ontology annotation, biological process: regulation of transcription by RNA polymerase II. Gene Ontology annotation, molecular function: RNA polymerase II cis-regulatory region sequence-specific DNA binding; DNA-binding transcription factor activity, RNA polymerase II-specific; protein binding. The transcript is spliced from 2 exons. The record is from RefSeq and is a predicted model, not a curated record. NCBI's taxonomy places the organism in Eukaryota, Metazoa, Chordata, Actinopteri, Osteoglossiformes, Osteoglossidae.